Molecule: messenger RNA, 384 nt
Organism: Ruditapes philippinarum (Manila clam)
Lineage: Eukaryota; Metazoa; Mollusca; Bivalvia; Venerida; Veneridae
Exons: 3
Coding region: 1-384 (127 amino acids)
Source: RefSeq, a predicted model, not a curated record
AUGAGAGAAUUCCGUGGUAUAAUAAAAGAAGGAAAAGUACAGAUACCUGAUGAUAUCAGUGAAAACAUGAAAGACAGUAUACCAGAGAAAGAUUACAGUAUCCCUAAAACAUUACCACACAAUCAACAUGAGAGAAUUGUAACUAGUGAAGGCUCACGACCUGUUACAGUAACACAGGGCCGACCAUUGAGUUCAAAGUCAACAGGAAAACCAGGACUGUCAAAACAUUUAUCUACAAAGGUAACUUCAAAAGUUGACAGUAAGAUGUCAAAAGGGGUGGGGUCACAAGUUUUAGCUCCGCCCAUGACCUCAGUGACCGUAGAACGACAUCAGCCAGUCAAUAAACUAAGUAAAGCACUCAAAAUGACCCUGAAACAGUUUUGA